This is a messenger RNA of Hyaloscypha bicolor E, 189 nucleotides long. RefSeq lists its product as uncharacterized. The annotation marks the transcript as partial. The transcript has a single exon. The record is from RefSeq and is a predicted model, not a curated record. Gene Ontology annotation, molecular function: protein dimerization activity; DNA binding. NCBI's taxonomy places the organism in Eukaryota, Fungi, Ascomycota, Leotiomycetes, Helotiales, Hyaloscyphaceae.
AAAAGAAGAAGUAAAAGGUUAAGCAGGCGGAAGUCUACCUUAAUUAAUAAGGCCUAUAACCUGGUAGAGUUCUGUAAUAUUAAUAUAGCCCUUAUUAUCCGUAACCGUCGGACUAGUUAUUACUUUAUGUAUAAUUCUAUUAAUCUCAAGUCCUGGCCGCCGUCCAAAGAGCAAAUCGUAAAUUACUAG